Molecule: messenger RNA, 1939 nt
Organism: Nematostella vectensis (starlet sea anemone)
Lineage: Eukaryota; Metazoa; Cnidaria; Anthozoa; Actiniaria; Edwardsiidae
Product: probable serine/threonine-protein kinase nek3
Exons: 8
Coding region: 163-1347 (394 amino acids)
Source: RefSeq, a predicted model, not a curated record
ACACAGGAAGGGAGGCUUGGUCACGUGCUCAAUCGAUGUCAGAUCACCUCUAAGAAGCGCCACUUUGAUCUCCCACCAUAAACUGAGGACUAAACUAUAAACCAUCAUCUUGGGAUCUUGCCUUGAUAAUGCCUUGAUAAUACCUUGACGAUACCCGACAGGAUGAUGGUCCACGCAGCAAUAGCCGUACUGAUCGCGGGCUCGCUAGUGUCAUGCGCAAACGGUAGUCACGUGUUUGAUCACACGACCCACACAUUGGAUAAAAAGUUCGACAUCAUCGCAAAGCCGAAAGCGCCGGACUAUUUGACGGUACUCCUCAAGGGGAAAGACGGGCGUACAGGGCCGCCCGGUGCACAGGGUGAUGCUGGUCCCCCCGGUGACCAAGGCCCCCCUGGACCAACAGGUGACAAGGGCAUGCCUGGGAGCUGUAGCCGUACACAGUGCGAAGACGAGAAACUCAAGGAAUUGAUACAAAGAUUGCUGGCGCUAGAAAAAUACGUCGCAAGUAGGAAUAACAACGGCAGCAGCAACAACAACACAAAUAACAACAACAGCAACAACAAGAAUAAGGGGAAUAGCGUAGGGAACAAGAAGCCAAGUAUUACUUCCCUCGGAAUCAAAGCCUGCAACAACAACCCACUGAUAAUCAUCCCGAUGUUGCCACUGUGCUCUGAUAUCACAAGUAUCACUAUCGUACCAAUUCCACUACCAAAACAAAGAAAAAGAAAAAAGACAGGCAAGGGGCGUACACCUCAGGGAGCAAAGGCUGUCAAUCAAAAUCCAGGAACUGCCAAUCAGAAUCUGGGGCCUGACAAUCAAAGUCCAGGAACUGUCAAUCAAAAUCCAGGGCCUGACAAUCAAACUCCAAAACCUGCCAAUCAGAAUCCAGGGCCUGAUAAUCAAAAUUCAAGUGUGAGACCAACCCAGCUACCGCCACCUCCACCACUCCCUACUUCUGCCACACCCACCGGCACGACACCCUCCGUCAGUCCAGCAACUUACAGCUCGCCCACUCCCGUCACCAUCCAAGGCUCCACUUUCACUUUCGAUGACAACGCAUUCCUCUCCUUGCUCACACCACCUCCCCCUCAGGCAUCUAUGUCCUCUCCGUAUGGAGGCUCGGACACGUCGUUCCAAUUGCCAAACUACGCAAACGGGAAGGCCCAAGUGCGGGGGCUGCCUUUGAAUAACCAAGAAGCGAAGAACCAGAAUCUUAUCAAGAAAAACAAAAUUCCAUUGACAGUCAACAAGUUUCAUCAAAAGAAACGGAAAGUUCACAAGAAGACCAAAACGCACCACGCUCAUAAACAGAGUCACACAAGCAUAAAACCCUUUGAACGUCACUGAAGCAAGAGAUAUUACUAUUUAUAGUUUCAAAGCAAAUCAACGGAAUGCUCAAAUAUUGAUAUGUGUGAAUUAAAUUAUUAUGAAUGUACUGCUGUGGAGGUAUAAUAGCAGCUCAUCCUCUGUAUCAAUACCAUGGUAUUUAUGGUGAUACACGACAAAUCUUUAGGUGGUAUAUCAUGUGACACAUUUUUGUUAUCUUUGUUGAAUAUGUAUAAAUGCAAGGAAUCUCUUGUUCACAGCCUGCUCGCUCCAAGAUUUAUUGCACGCUUUAGGAAUCGACUGACAAAAGAAGACUACGGCUAGGACGGCGUGACCGGGAAUAUGAAAUUUAAAGCAGCGAUAACGGCAACGCGAACGGCGGCGGCAGAAAACAAUUGAAAAUUCAAAGGUUCAGCCGUUACAACGUGAAAACUCCAAGUUUCACGGCCUAGCGAAGAUGGGGACCUGUGCGCUGAAAACUAGACUAUGCUAUUGGGGAUAGUCGUCGAUGUAGUUGCUUAAAUUCCCUAUUAAAACUUAAGCGGUUGGCGAUAAAUUAUACUCAGAAACAAAUAGAAAUAAACCUUAACUCGUAAACUUCAUUACAAGCAAA